AUGGUCGACCGGCCCAACAAACCCACCGCCCUGGCCACCACGCCCGGCCUUCCUCCCCAGGCCACCGUCUCUAUAACCCACGCAAACUCGCGCGUCUCCGCGACCCUGCCCACCGGCGAGUCCGUUGAGGUCCUCCUCCACGGCGCCACCGUCCUCUCCUGGAAGUCUGCCGACGGCGCCGACCGCCUCUGGCUCUCCUCCUCCUCCGCCCUCGACGGCUCCCGCCCCGUCCGCGGCGGUAUCCCCCUCGUCUUCCCCGUCUUCGGCCCCCCCUCCGACGCCCACCCGCCCACAGCCUCCCUCGCUCAACACGGCUUCGCCCGCAGCUCCCGCUGGGAGUUCCUCGGCAAGUCCACGAGUGAAGGCCCCGCCGGCUCCGAGUCUUCCGUCAAGCUCGACUUUGGCCUGUCGUCGGCCAACCUCGACCAAGACACGCAGGCCAAGUGGGGGUACAAGUUCGGCGCCAUCUACAGCGUCUCGCUCGACCGCGACACCUUGUCCACCGCUUUGGUCAUUACCAACGAGGGCGACGAGGCCUUUGAUUGCCAGGUCCUGCUACACACCUACCUGCGCGUGAACGACAUCACAAAAGUCACAGUCCAGGGCCUCGACGCCGCUCCCUACACCGACAAGGUUGACGCCGGCGCCGCCAAGACGCAAUCCGGCGACGUCGCCAUCACCGCCGAGACGGACCGAAUCUACACGCCCACCGCCGGCCCUAAGGCCCCUGUCGUCGUCCUCGAGGACGGCCGGCCCAUCUACUCGGUCGUCCGCGACAAUCUCGACAACGUUGUCGUCUGGAACCCCUGGGCCGACAAGGCCGCCUCCAUCGCCGACUUCUCCCCGGACGACGGCUACAAAAACAUGCUCUGCGUCGAGCCUGGUGCCGUCAAGGGCUGGCAGAAGGUCGAGCCUGGUGACGCUUUUGAGGGUGCCCAGGUCAUCACGGCAAAGUGA
Messenger RNA from Colletotrichum higginsianum IMI 349063, 957 nucleotides. RefSeq names its product aldose 1-epimerase. The transcript is spliced from 2 exons. The record is from RefSeq and is a predicted model, not a curated record. Gene Ontology annotation, biological process: carbohydrate metabolic process. NCBI's taxonomy places the organism in Eukaryota, Fungi, Ascomycota, Sordariomycetes, Glomerellales, Glomerellaceae. Gene Ontology annotation, molecular function: isomerase activity; carbohydrate binding. The coding region runs from base 1 to 957 and encodes 318 amino acids.